Molecule: messenger RNA, 6192 nt
Organism: Anopheles coluzzii
Lineage: Eukaryota; Metazoa; Arthropoda; Insecta; Diptera; Culicidae
Gene: Ir31a
Product: ionotropic receptor 75a
Exons: 15
Coding region: 17-3043 (1008 amino acids)
Source: RefSeq, a predicted model, not a curated record
CCUAGUACAGUGCAUCAUGCGUCCCAGCGUAGUACUAUUUGCAGCAAUGUUGACUAGCCUUACAGUAGGAGUGCAUCACCGCACUACUGACCGUUUGUUGGUGGAUUUUGUUACACUCAAACACUGCCACCAUGCCAUCAUUUUCGAUUGCCACUCCUCUGCGUUCGAUCGUGCCCAAGUGCUAAAAGUUUCCCACAAUAGCAGCACGCUCGUUCGCUUCGUCGACAUAGCCGCGAACAGCACGCCAUCGAACGUCGUCCGAGCCUUGUUCACACCUCGCCAGCACGCCAAACUGUGCGCCGUGCUCGACUUUGCCUGCCCGGGAGCGCCGAAUCUUCUGGAGGAAGUCUCCAAACAUCGCUACAUGAACAACACCGUCAGCUGGUUGCUACUAUCUCGCAACAGAACAGCCGACUUGCUGCCGAGAGUGCUCUGGAACACGGCCGGAAUUCAGAUGAACUCGGAUCUUGUUGCGGCCAUUGAAACCACCGACCAUCGAGGGGUGUUUAAUCUGUUCGAUAUCUACUCCAAGGGUCGCCAUCUGUGUAAAGAUAUCUUCCAAACGCUGCUGGGAACGUGGAGCGCUGACGGUGGCUUUCGGCUGACGCCCAACUACAGCCCGUACAAGAUUCGGCAAAACUUUAACUUCCUGCAGCUCCGGGGAGUUACCGUGAUCGAUCGCGAAAAUGUAACAUCGGGCAAGGUCGAUCAGCUGUUGGGUGAACCGGGACUGACCAAGGGCAUCGUCGCGUUCGUUAAGUAUCAUUACGCGCUGCUGGUCGUGUUGCGAGAUUUUCACAACUUCACCAUCAAAUUUCGUCCAACGCGCGGCUGGGCCGGCCGCUUACGCUCCGGCUAUCGGCUGGGGCUGCUCGGUGUGGUAAAGCGCCACGAAACGGAUGUCGCCGCGACCGGUAUCAUCAUGCGGCUGAGCCGCCAGCCGGAACUGGACUCGAUCCACUACAGCUGGGCCUUCGAAACGGGUUUCAUCUACAAAAUCACACCGGACAUUGGGAGCAAAUCGGAAGGAAACGGUUUCGUUGCUCCAUUUUCGCUCCCGGUCUGGGUGGCGCUGCUCCUAUCGCUCGCCCUGUCGGUGCUGGUGCUGCAGUAUCUUGCCCGGCUGUCCGCGGACGAGCGAAACACUCGCGCUACGAUGGCGUACGUGCUGGACGUGAUGGCGUGCGUCGCCCAGCAAGGUGUGCCGAACGUUUCGCGCCUGGUGCCGACGCGCGUCGCCGUGAUCGUGCUGCUCGUCGCUAAUUUGGUGCUGUACAACUACUACACCUCCACGGUGGUCAGCGGGCUGCUCAGCUCGCAGAUGAUUGGGCCGGAAACGAUCGCGCAGGUGAUCGACAGCCCGCUGCUACUGUCCCUGACCGACACGGGCUACCAUCGGAUACUGUUGCGGGAACAAACGCUACCGUACAGCACACGGAUGCACGAGCGCAAAGCGUUGCCGCCACGGUCACCCAACGAUCUGCCCCUGUUUACGGACGUCGAGCAUGCGGUACCGUAUCUGAGACGCGGCGGACACGUGCUGCACUGCGAGCUGACAGAGGUUUAUCCCGCGAUCGCCAAUCAGUUCACCGCCAACGAGAUAUGCGAGCUGCGAACGGUUGAAGGAUUGUACCGGUACGACAUACGAGUGAUGGCUUUCGUGCUGCCGAAACACAGCAUGUACAGCGAGCUCUUCAAGAUCACCUUGAUGCGGGCACAGGAAACGGGGAUCGUAAAGCGGAUUUAUAGGAUCCACAAAAUAGCGAAACCAAUCUGCCAAGGAAGUGCAACGGUCUACUCGGUGGAGCUGACGGAGGUUUCGCUAGCGUUUAUUAUAUUGGGAGGUUGUAAAAGACGCCAAAAGACGCGGUGGCUGGUGCAGGCCGUGGCCGCUUGUAUCAUCAUUUUACAAACAAAUAUGUUUGGAACUUCUUUCUUGUUAGGCGUUUUGUCUCUUUUUAGGGUAGAAUAUCAGUACUCGAGCCUGGAACGUUCUGAAGUUAUUCCAUCCUAUGACGUAGUGGCAUCCGGAGUUUUUCAGAGCUUGCAAGACAAACCUUUAAACGCUCGCAUAUUGUUACAAUCUUGGACUUAUAGGUUGGGCUUCAUAUUUCGUCUCACGCCAGAGCUGAACGGUGCAACGAGAGAAACGAGCUACUUAUCACCAUUUACCGACACUACGUGGUACUCCGUCGCCUCAGUACUGGCCCUCGUUCUGGGCGUUUUGCAAUGCAUAGCAAUAUUUCAUGCUGAGCUAUCGUCCCUCGCUCGCAAUCACUACCUAAUUGACACGAUCGGUUUGAUUGCUCAGCAAGGUACCGCGCAGAGUUCGGCAUACAUUUCGCUGCGAAUCGUGCUGUACGCGGUGCUGAUUAUGGCUUUCCUACUGUACAACUAUUACACCGCAUCGAUCGUCGGGGAAUUGCUUAGCAGCUCGAACCAGGGCCAAGCAGCGAUCGAUCAGCUGCUCAAUGCGCCACUCGCCGUGAUGUUCGCCAACGAUUCGUACAAUCGGGCACUUGCGGUGGAUAAUGGCACUGGCGGUUUAAUGCAACAGUUUGUACGGCAGCAGCACGUCAGGGUACCGGACGCGAUGACUUCCGAUCGUAUCUACGCAGAUGUCCGAAAUGCUGUUCAGCUGCUGAAGCUGGGUGGUUACGCAUUUCACUGUGAGCUGACCGAAGCCUUCCGAGCGAUAGCCAGCCACUUUGAUGCGCACGAAAUAUGCGAACUGCGUACGAUGAAAGGCUUGUACACUGAGCUGCCAUUGAUGAGCUUUGUGGUACCGCAGGGAAGCAUGUACGCUGAGCAGUUCAAAAUCACCCUUACGAGAGCUACAGAGAUAGGAUUGAUAAAACGGCUUUUAAAAACAUACAGCAGUGAUCAGCCAACUUGUCUGGGUGGACCUUUGGUGCAUCCCGUUGUCCUGGCUGGAGUAACAGCGCCUUUCACAAUCCUCGCCGCUGGAUUUGUUUCCUCCUUUGUUAUAUUUCUACUUGAAAAGAUCAUAUACUCAAUGAAAACGAUGAGUCAACCGUUCUAAACAUAGAUCGCAGACAAGAUUGUGUGCUGUUUAGUGAUGAUUUGUAACGAAACUUGCAACAAUAAAUGCACAAAAUAGAAGCAUUAAUUCUAGCAACGCCCUGGAGUAGUUUGGUCGCGGAAGUUUGAUGCACAUCCCCUUACAACUCGGUCCACUCAGGCGCAAUGCAACUAAAAACCAGUUGCUGUGCGUUCUACCAGGGCCAAAAACUAGUUCAAAGCUCGUGGAUCGUAAAACUGCAGUCCCUCCCAACGGUUCUGAUUGUACUUGGAUUGCGGCACGGUACACUUUGUAAAUGUGCAUCAAGAAACAUCAUCGCUGGGCCAGAGGCCCUUACGAUGCAUCAAACGACGGUGGCAUCCGUUCAGGGGCUAAUAUUCUCCAUUUUUUCUGCUCUUACUCGACACACCGAGGACAAUAAAAUGCACCGGCUAACGGUUCGCGUCGGGCGGGAAGGUUCCCACCCCGAUACUCGUGCGAAUCUAUGUCUGGCACUCAUUGUUUUGGUGUCAGCCCCUUUGGUACGGACAGGGGCCCCGAAACCUUAGUAGACAGGGCUGCACUGGCACCGGUCCUAGCGUUGGCAUGUGGUGCAACGAUGCUUAAAAUGUUAAAGAUGAUAUGUUAAAUGCUCACACGCGCUGCGUCCACUCUCUGGGCCCGCGUCGGCACGUUAAUAGACGCCCUGCUAGGCUUGGGCAAUAGAAAUGUUAAGUAAAUUAUUUGACUGCUAGCGCUGUUCAAUAAAAUGUGCGCAAUGAGCACAGGCCGGGGGGGGGGGGGCUACUGGUUAGCGUGCGGCGAACUGCUGCAAACUCCCCUCCUCUCCUUCCCCGCCCGGUCAAUCAAAACACUUUCCAGCUCAUCCAGCUGGUAUGAUAAUAGUCUUGUUGACCUGCGCGCUACACUCCCCGAGCCCCGAGCGAGAGGCCUUGCCAUGGGGGAUUUUGCGCGGGCGCUUCGUCCACAAUUGAACCGCGUGUCUCCCUGCCGCCUGGCCGGGCUCCUCGCGACCCAGGGUUUCUAGAUCCCAAAGCAAAAGAUCACCCCAUGCUUACGCACCCGUCCACCUCACGCAGGUUCUCCCACGUCCACCGACACGGGCAGCGGUGGUGCGCGCGUUGGCUCAUUAAAAAUGCAAUAACGCGUUGAUGAGCAAAGUGCAGAAAUGUUGACCAACCAUGGCUUAUAAUUAGUCCACUGGAAGACGCUGCAGCCGGAUGCCGUGGAAGCUAGGUUAAGCUAGGCCCAGACCGCCUCCCUUAUUCCUCUCCGUAUCACGUUGCGAUCACAAGUCUAAAGUGAUCGUCGUGACCGGCUCGCGGUGCAGUAGGGGGAGAACACCCCGCUUUUAGCCCAUUUCUGCCACCAUAUGUGCCAUCUUCAAUGUUCCUCAAAGCGUGGUGGCCAGGCCCACAAGCUUGAUCGCUCGUAAAACUGUAGCUUAAACCUGCGCAAAACGGUGCGCGGUGCGGCUGCGUGAUCGGUGCGGGCCUGGGGUGGAACCCGCUAUCGAUCAUAACCUAUAAUGUGUGGAGGACAGUAAUAAUAUAAUUGUAAUAAUCAACCGUAAUAAAAGAAGCGAAGUAAGUAAAACAUAAUAAUAAAGCGAAGAGUUUAAGAUCGGCGCGGCACCGCAUGCGAGUGGGCCUCAAUUUUCACCGUGCGCUUUCUGCCCGGCCCGGCCGCUGCUGCCUCUGCCCAGGAACUGUGAUGUGCAGCUUUCGACGAUUCCAUUUACACCCUCGCCAGGGUCCGUUGAAAGGGGGAGAAGAUAAACCAGUUUUGGGUAGUGCAGUCGGGGGUGCAGUUUUCUAACGUUAAUUAAAAGGUUUCGUUUUGCCCGUUUUGUGAACUGGCGAUGCAUUUUGCAACGAUUUUUUGAAUGUCAAAACCAAUGGUAAUCCCCACACAAUGAACAGGAAGAAUUAUUAUACUUUCUAUUACACAUGUUGAGCUAGCAGCAAUGGUAAACGAGCAUUAUGAAAUGCCUUAUGAGGCAUACAUCGUGAGGUUUUGAUGCAACAAACUACUAAAAAUUACGUCAUAGUACUUGCCGUAACACAAAGCAGCAAUGAAAAAAAAAACAUGUAAGUAGUUUCAAAAUGUAUUUAUCAGAAAACCGUUUUAGCCUUUUUUUAAUUAUUCAUAUUCAAUAGUGGAACGGUCGUCUUUGGUAUCUUUAGCCGAUACUUGUUAAUUCUUCUAUGGAAGAAGUGACGUUUUUCUGUAAAUUAAUAUUAAUUAUCAACAUGAUAUGUUCCAAAACUAAUUCCCAUAAAAAAUACCAACAGAUUUUGAACAAAAAUGUAGUUUGUUUAGUAUUGAUCCAGCAACCGAGCUCUGCAGCUAGAGAUCCAGUCUCUGAACAAAUGGUUUCAAGGGAAAAUUAGUAGUUAUGAUUUAUGAGCCGAGAUUUCAAGCAUAAUUGGUGGAACAAUCGUCAUCUCGCAAGAGCUAACGACAUGCCCGUCGUGGGUUCAAGUCUACAAUGGACCGUCACCUCGUAGCAAGAACUGACUAUCCAGCUGUGUUGUACUGAACAAGUCUCGAAAGUCUGUAUAGCCCAUCAUGACCGCGUUUUGUUACAUAUUCGUUCGUCAAUAGGUCAUUCCCGUCAAUAAGAAGAAGAAGAAUAGUAAACAUAUACUAUAAUUUUAAAGUCAACAUCAUGCGAAAUUUUGGGAUCAAGCCCAAUGGCUUGGCUUUUAUAAAUUUAGAAUACAGAGAGCAUAUUCUAAUUCAAAACAAAAGUAUUGCUUUAUGGUGCUUCUUUGUGAAAAAUCUGUGAUGUAUUUUUCACACUGUCUAAAGGAUGCAGUUUUUUUAAUCGAAGCUGAUUCGCAGAUAGCGAUAUUUCCGCAAACUUAUCAUAAGUCAAUUGAGGUUGCGUGUCCUAGAUUCAACUCAGUACUCCGUUUGGCAUAACAAUAAAAUGAACGAUCAAACUUAUUUUCCGAGAAAAACCAACUUUGAGUUUUUCAUUAAAUAUUUAAAAAAAAAUUAAAAACAAAACACUUUGUUAAUUGUCCGUCUAUUUCUCAUAGUGAGGUGCAAACGAUUUGACAUUUCGGUCGAAUCACACGCACACACACACACUAUCAACAAACAAAGAAAAUCAGCUGUUCCGGGAAGACUUCUAUUGAAAU